AUGGAACCUGAAGCUGAUGUGUAUCCAUUGGCUCUCCUAAUGGACGAGCUAAAACACGACGACGUCUCUACGAGAGUGGAAGCCAUGAAGAAAUUAGAUAAAAUUGCCCUCGCAUUGGGUCCAGAAAGAACCAGGGACGAAUUGAUUCCCUUCUUAGUCGAGGUCGCUCAAGAUGAUGAAGACGAAGUGUUUGCCGUGUUGGCAGAAGAAUUAGGUCAAUUUGUUCCAUUUGUUGGUGGUUCUAAAUAUGCAACCGUUCUAUUACCUCCUUUAGAGAUUCUUGCUACUACGGAGGAAACUCUUGUUCGUGAAAAGGCUGUGGAUUCUUUAAACACUAUUGCCAAGGAAUUAUCCACCGAUCAAGUUUUACAAAACAUUAUUCCAUUGAUUGAAAGAUUGGCAAACGCAGAUUGGUUCUCCUCUAAAGUCUCUGCAUGUGGGCUAUUUAAAUCUGUCAUUUUCAGAGUUAAAGAUGAUUCUCUAAGAAAGGAUCUUUUCCAAUUAUACUCACAUUUGGCACAAGAUGAAACACCAAUGGUAAGAAGAGCCGUUGGGAAGAAUUUACCACCUUUAAUCGACUUACUUUCAGAAAAUCCAGAUUUAUCCACAAAUCAAGACUGGGAAUUUAUUUCUAAUAUUUUCCAGAUUAUUAUUAAUGAUAAUCAAGAUUCUGUUAAAUUUUUGGGUGUUGAUUGUUUGAUUUCAAUUUCUAAGUUUUUCAACAUUAAAAAUGAUCCAUCUCAUUCGCAAGAACUACUAAACUCUGCGAUUAAAUUGAUUAAUGAUGAAGCUUGGAGAGUUCGUUAUAUGGCAGCUGAUAGAUUUGAAGAUUUGACAGCUCAAUUUGCCAACAAUCAAGAAUAUAUUAAUGAAUUAAUUGAGCCUUUCCUAAAUUUAUGUGAUGAUAAUGAAGGUGAUGUGAGGAAGGCUAUUGCAACUCAAAUCCCAGGGUUUGCUAAACUAAUUAAUGAUCCAACUUUGUUAUUAACAAAGAUUAUUCCAAUAAUACAAAAUCUAAGUAUGGAUGAAAUUGAAGAUGUUAGGGCUGCUUUGGCUUUGAAAGUUAACAACAUUGCUGAAUUAUUAACUAAAGAACAAGCUAUUCAGCAUUUAUCGCCAAUAUUGUUAAACAUGCUAAGAGAUGAAUUUCCUGAUGUUCGUUUGAAUAUUAUUUCCAAUUUGAAAGUGAUAAAUGAUGUGAUUGGCAUUGAAUUAUUAUCCGAAUCGUUAUUACCUGCUAUUACAGAAUUAGCUAAAGAUGUAAACUGGAGAGUUAGAUUGGCUAUUAUUGAAUAUAUUCCAAUCUUAGCGAAACAAUUAGGUGUAGAAUUUUUCAAUAAUCAAUCAUGUGAGUUAUCUCUUUCAUGGUUAUGGGAUACUGUUUUUUCUGUGAGAAAUGCAGCUGUUAAGAAUCUUACCGAUUUAACCGAAAUCUUUGGCUCUGAUUGGUGUCGCGAUGAAAUUAUUCCAAAACUACUACAAUUAGAUUCUCAAUUAUUAGAAAAUUUCAUUUACAGAUUCACAUUAUUGACUACUUUAACAUCAUUAUCUAAAGUGGUUGCACCAAAAGUUAUCGUUGACCAAAUAUUACCUUUUAUUGUAAAGUUAGCAGAUGAUGAAGUUCCAAAUAUCAGAUUUAAUGUUGCAAAAUCAUACCCUGUAAUAAUGGAAACACUACGAAAAGAUUCAGAGAACCAUACAGCGUUAAUAAAUGAUACCAUUAAUCCUUCUUUACAAAAAUUAUGUAAGGAUGACGAUGUCGAUGUAAGGUUUUUUGCAAACGAAAGUCUUGAGAAAUGUAAGAGUUUAAUUUCGGCAUAG
Messenger RNA from Naumovozyma castellii, 1821 nucleotides. It is a transcript of the gene TPD3, whose product is annotated as protein phosphatase 2A structural subunit TPD3. Lineage: Eukaryota; Fungi; Ascomycota; Saccharomycetes; Saccharomycetales; Saccharomycetaceae. The transcript has a single exon. The coding region runs from base 1 to 1821 and encodes 606 amino acids. The record is from RefSeq and is a predicted model, not a curated record.